Messenger RNA from Ceraceosorus guamensis, 1440 nucleotides. RefSeq lists its product as hypothetical. Lineage: Eukaryota; Fungi; Basidiomycota; Exobasidiomycetes; Ceraceosorales; Ceraceosoraceae. The record is from RefSeq and is a predicted model, not a curated record. The coding region runs from base 237 to 1046 and encodes 269 amino acids. The transcript has 2 exons.
CCGCGUUGUCCCCUGUCGUAGGAGGCCGCGGUCUUCCUGCGCCUCGUGCUGUGUGACCCUCGGUGUUCAUUCGACGCGGCAUGCAGACAACGCGGUUGAGAUUGAGGUGUUCCGUGGUGAAGCAGACGCGUAGCCAUUCGUGAUUCAAAGCGUGACUAUAUGCGCCUGAUUCAUGGCUGCUCCUCAUUGUUCGAUGGCCCGAGAGACUCGAGAGCCAGCAGAGGGGAAGGAGACACAUGCGUAAAGCGGCCGAUUGCGUUGGAUCUAUCAAAAAUGUGCCGCCGGCGAGUUGCUUUCCCUUCCAUCACCACUCUCCUCGCACCCCGGUCCCCCUCCUCUCCUCGCCCGUUCACGAUUUCCCCACACAAGCCCGCCUGACUCGAGCUGCUGCGAUUUCACCAUCGAAAUCAACAGCAGUCGACCGCAAUCCACACUCUUUCAGAUCUCACCAAGAAGCUCAUACGUACCGUUGCCCUUUCUUUACGCUCGCAACCAUGCAAUUCGUGCGCAUCUUGUCUCUCGCCUCGCUCGUCGCUCUCUCGAGCCUCGUAGCAUCCGUCACCGCUCAAGCCGAGAACGACAAUCCCAAUGGCAAAGUGCUGUACGUGAGCGAUCCUCAUUGCAACUCCUACCAAUGCCGUAUCCACUGGAAGCGCAACCACACCUACUUUGUGAACUGGAUCAAUCCACCCAAGGGAGAAAAGUUGAGCGUAAAAUUGAUUCCCGAGACGGAUCAGUCUUUGCCCACCUACACCCUGGCCGCGAGCGUCUCUGCUCAUGCGGGAAAAGACAAGUGCGAUAGUGCUGGGACGGGCAAGAAGUGCGGAAGGAUCGAUUGGACCGUACCUGAUGAUGCAAAGGCUGGAGAGUACAGCAUUGUGGUGGAGAGCUUGAAGACGCACAAACAAGGCUAUACCGACGUCGUUCGCAUCGGCAAGAAGCAAAGCUCGAACACGUCCGGGAAUGGCAAGAAGCACCAUCGGCGCUCAGAGUCGAGCAAGCGCGGGGUCUCGGUAGUCGAGUUUGCCGAAAGCGAAAGCUCCUAGUGGGCCGACUGCUGCGUCGAAAGCAAGCACGCGUCCAACAAAAGGAGUAGAAAUGCUCUGAUCGAGCUCGUGUACCACUCAUCACCAACCUUUUAACUUCUUUCUAGCCAGCACCCCUCACAACAUCUCUCAGUUCGCCUCGCAUACGAGCAACUAUCUGCAAGCGCUCUGCCUUCACAUCUCUAUCGAGGUCCUAAUCGAGCAGCUUCUUCUGUUGCUCCAUUCCUGACCAUUCCGUCCCAGCCUGCUUCCCUACAGUAGGCUUGCCGUCUGAGUUUCCGCGUCAUUCCUCACCCAUCCCCGCACGCGUGACGCCUGACAGUCCUCUUCACAUACACACAUCCUUGUCUAAUCAAUCAUCAAGCACCAAGAAUGUGAAGAGCCUUUGAUGGCG